This is a messenger RNA of Morus notabilis, 1425 nucleotides long. RefSeq lists its product as uncharacterized. The record is from RefSeq and is a predicted model, not a curated record. Gene Ontology annotation, molecular function: nucleic acid binding. The coding region runs from base 1 to 1425 and encodes 474 amino acids. The transcript is spliced from 4 exons. Gene Ontology annotation, biological process: DNA integration. NCBI's taxonomy places the organism in Eukaryota, Viridiplantae, Streptophyta, Magnoliopsida, Rosales, Moraceae.
AUGACUUUGAACUCUCCACUGGGAUGUGUGGAGGUAAUGAGUAUGUGUAAAUUGUGUGAAAUCACGAUUGGUGGUGAGCGAUUGAGAGCAGAUUUAAUUAUCCUUUCGAUGAGCCUGUUUGACGUGGUACUCGGAAUGGAUUGGCUGUUAAGGUACGGUGCGAUUGUUGAUUGCUACCGUAGUAAAGUAACUUUGGUGACGAAUUUCAGAACAGUGAUUUCUUAUCAGGCGGAUAUGAACCCAGUCCUGAGGGAACGAUUGUUGAAGUACAGCGUGGGGGGACGGAGGAACUUGGCAUGUUUUUCCUCCCUUCUUGCUUUGGAAGGUGAACCUGAGGUAAUUGGAGAUAGUGCGGGAACCCCUGUAGUGGAUGAGUUUACAGAUGUAUUUCAUGAUGAGCUACCUGGUUUACCGCCAGAUUGGGAGAUUGAAUUCUGUAUUGAUUUGGUUUCGGGAACGACACCUAUUUCCAUUCCUCCAUACCGGAUGGCUCCGGCAGAAAUGAAGGAAUUAAGAACGCAGCUUGAGGAGCUGGCAGAAAAGGGGUAUAUCCAGAAUAGUACUUCCCCUUGGGGUGCACUGGUGCUAUUUGUGAAGAAGCAUGACGGAUCUUUUCGGUUGUGCAUUGACUAUCGUCAAUUGAACAGGUGGGAAAGGCCGAAGAAUGUAGCGGAGAUUCGCAGUUUCCUCAGACUUGCAGGGUACUAUCGGUGUUUCGUGAAAGACUUCUCGAGUAUUGCUGCAUCGACGACUCGGUUGACCAAGAAAGAAGUCAGAUUCCAGUGGGACGCCGAAUGUGCAAAAUGCUUUUUAGGAAUUAAAGGUCAGAUUGACAAGCUAACGAAGUCCGCGCACUUCAUACCGUUCUGUGUGACGUAUUCUCAGAAGAUUCUGUCAGAAUUGUACCUGGAGCACAUCGUGAGGCUACACGGAGUGCCAUUGUCUAUCACGUCAGAUCGUGACAAGCAUUUUAAUGCAACGUGUUGGAGGAGUUUCCAGGAAGCCAUGGGAACAGACUUGAACUUCAGCACAUCAUUUCAUCCUCAGACUGAUGGGCAAUCUGAAAGAGUAAUUCAGAUUCUAGAGAAUAUGCUUCGUGCUUGUAGUCUGGAUUUUGGUGGAAACUGGAAGAUAUAUCUGUAUCUUACUGAAUUUGCGUACAACAACAGCUAUCAGGCCAAUAUUGGAACGGCACCGUUUGAAGCUCUAAGGCGUAGGCCUUUAGAAUUUCGAGAAGGCGACUUUGUCUUGCUGAAGGUUUCCCCACACAAGGGAGUUGUUCGGUUUGGUGUAAAAGGGAAACUUGCACCAAGGUAUGUAGGAUCAUUCCCGAUCGUGCAACGAAUCAGAGUGGUGGCUUAUCGGUUGGCUUUACUGCCUGAAUUAUCUCACGUGCAUGACGUGUUUCAUGUCUCCAUGCUUUGA